Messenger RNA from Oncorhynchus tshawytscha (Chinook salmon), 2346 nucleotides. RefSeq names its product thioredoxin-related transmembrane protein 2-B. Gene Ontology annotation, biological process: brain development. Lineage: Eukaryota; Metazoa; Chordata; Actinopteri; Salmoniformes; Salmonidae. The coding region runs from base 141 to 1064 and encodes 307 amino acids. The record is from RefSeq and is a predicted model, not a curated record. The transcript is spliced from 8 exons. Gene Ontology annotation, cellular component: membrane-bounded organelle. Gene Ontology annotation, molecular function: disulfide oxidoreductase activity.
AAGAGGCGGGACUAUUUCCAAGGAUUCGUCCGCAUUGACCUCGGCCACAUCUUUCGUGCCCUUUAAUUCGCAGUUUACACAUUGGCAGACUGGAAAUUUAUCCAGCGAGUUUUAUUUUACUUGUCUAUCUAAAUUAGAAAAUGGCGUUGCUAACACCUCUCCUUGCAUUCCUCUACCACUUACCGCAGGUGUACAAGUGGCUGCUAAAGCCAUACUAUGUCGCGUCUCUGUUCAUGUCAGUCGCGUUUCUCCUGAUCCGCAAGACGCCAGGCAUCUGCGAGCAUCUUUCGACACAACGAGAGGAUGGCAACCCCUGCGACUUUGACUGGAGAGAAGUGGAGAUUCUUAUGUUCCUCAGUGCCAUCGUCAUGAUGAAAAACAGAAGAGCUAUAACGGUGGAACAGCAUGUAGGGAACAUCAUUCUGUUCAGUAAGGUUGCCAACGUUAUCCUCUUCUUCAGACUGGACAUCCGCAUGGGCCUGCUCUACCUCACCCUCUGCAUCGUGUUCCUGAUGACCUGUAAGCCUCCUCUCUACAUGGGCCCAGAGUACAUCAAGUACUUCAGUGACAAGACCAUAGACGACGAGUUGGAGAGGGACAACAGGGUAACGUGGAUUGUAGAGUUCUUCGCUAACUGGUCUCCGGAGUGUCAGUCCUUUGCCGCCGUCUACGCAGACCUCUCCCUCAAGUAUAACUGUGCUGGGCUCAAGUUUGGGAAGGUGGACAUCGGCCGGUAUGGAGACGUGUCUAAGAAGUACAAGGUGAGUACCUCUCCCCUCUCCAAGCAGCUGCCCUCGCUGCUGCUGUUCCAGGGGGGCAAGGAGGUGAUGAGACGCCCCCAGGUGGACAAGAAGUGUAGGGCCGUAUCCUGGAGCUUCACUGAGGAGAACAUCAUCCGGGAGUUCAACCUGAACGAGCUCUACCAGAAGUCCAAGAAACUCAAUAAGUCCAAGGGAGACUGGAGUGACAAGAUCAACGAAUCACAGUUCCCGCCGUUGCACGAAGAGGAGGAGCCCGAGGUCGAUGCCCAGGGGGAGGAGACGGAGACCAAGAAGGACAAAUAGAAUUGUCAGGGGUAGUGGCCUCAGAAGAACGCUGGGACAUCACAAUGGAACUAGCUGGUGUUAUGUUCUAUCGAGGGAACAAACAUGAUUGUUACGAACCCUUUUUUUAUUUUGUUAUGUACAACACGUGAUUAUGAUUAACUCAAUAUUAACUAACUCUAUGCUCAUCAUUGGUUGUGUCCCAAAUGGCAUUAUAUUACCUAAUAUAGUGCACUAGGGAAAAGGGGUGUGACUUAUGACUUAACAAUUGAAUGCAUUUUUAUUUAGGCUUUAAUAUUGGCACACUACAAUUAUACACUCCAUUCCUAGUGUUUCACUUGAUUUAAAACGUGUCCCAUUUGGGGAUAUAGUGUGAAUUUACACUCCGUCCAGUCCAUGCUUGGUGAGACAAAUUGCAUGCACCUAUUGAACUGAAGUUACAUUGGCUUCGUCUGAAAUGGCUUAAUGGUUCCGACAUGGUGAAGUAUUUUACGCCAGCUACCUACCUUCAACUGGGUCCAUGAUAAUGUGUAUGAGCCACAGCCUCUGUCCCAAAAGGUCUUUGAGAGGAAACUUGUUUUAUUUUUUUUCUCUUCCAUAAGUGGUUGUCACCUAAUAGUUUUCAGUUAAAGAUGAUGCUGGAGUGAACAGAGCAUUUGGCUAAUAACACUAAGUCCAUGUGAGAACUAGACCUGUUAUUUUGUCAUCUACAAAAUAUCAGAGAUUGUUGAGGGAGGCACUGGUAGUCUCUAUCCCUCACUCCCCUCCGUGACAGAAUAUCCCUCACUCCUCUCCGUGACAGAAUAUCCCUCACUCCCCUCCGUGACAGAAUAUCCCUCACUCCUCUCCGUGACAGAAUAUCCCUCACUCCUCUCCGUGACAGAAUAUCCCUCACUCCCCUCCGUGACAGAAUAUCCCUCACUCCCCUCCGUGACAGAAUAUCCCUCACUCCCCUCCAUGACAGAAUAUCCCUCACUCCUCUCCGUGACAGAAUAUCCUUCACUCCUCCAUGACAGAAUAUCCCUCACUCCCCUCCACCCUGACAGAAUAGGUAGAAUUACAUGUUUACUUUCAAACGCUCCCAUUUCAGGGCUGGCUUCCAUCUAAACGAAUAACAUUUUGACACCAGCAUCUCUAGGCGAUGUAACAGAACAUUUUACUACCUGUUUGACAUUCCCUUGGUUACUGUAGAAUUCUGUCUCAACCUUCCGUUCAGAAUGUGUAGAUUGAUUCCGUGAAUGGGUGAGCCUGCCGCUUGAGGUGUCUGACAUGUUUUUUUAUGCAAUAAAAAUGAGUACAUGAA